AUGGCGGCGGUGAGAGCAGCAGCCUCGGCGCUCGAUGACGUGUGUGCGUCGGUUGAGGAGGACUUGCCCCGUGCCAUACCAGAGAAUCCUGGCAUAUCCGACAUGCUGCGCCAAGGAGAUGGUCAAGCCGGAGCACACCGUAUGCUGGCGAAGUAUGGCACGACCGAGACGCAUGAAUGGAUGACGCGACAGUUGCAGAAGUCGAGUGAGAGCAUCCUUCCCGUCGGCGAGUACACGGCUGUCCUCGAGCAGGUGGACGCUUACCGCAGCUCGAUGCUGGGCUUCAUGGAGAACUAUGAUGUAAUCAUCUGUCCUGUAUCGUCGUUUGCCGCACUGCCGCACGGCGAAUCCAUGAUGGACAAGAACCGUGCCGGCAUGAAUUACACUGCUACCUACAACAUCACGGGCUGGCCCUCGACAGUGGUACGCGGCGGCACAUCGCCGGAUGGCCUGCCUAUCGGGAUUGACUUAACCGGUGGACUGGCUGGGGUGAACUAUGCCGGUCCCAUAGUCCAUUGCUACGCCACUGGCAGGGUGACGGGAAGGACAGACAUCGGCGGACUGGUCGGACGCAAUUGGGGCGCCGUCUCUGCUACGUACGCCACCGGCAGUGUAUCCGGCGUACAUAUAACGGGUGGAUUGAUUGGGGCAAACGAAGGCACACUCAUUGCAAGCUACUCCACGGGGAGAACGAGGGGGAAAUAUCUUUCCGGUGGCCUGAUUGGCGCAAAUGGCGGCACCUUAUUCGCCGUCUAUUCCACAGCGAGAACGUCGGGAGAACGAGCGACUGGCGGUCUGGUAGGCAUCAACGACGGCACCAUCAUCGAAAGCUUCUGGGACAUCGAAAAAUCGGAUACGUCGGUAGGCGUAGGCGCGGACGACCGCAAUAGGGACGGCAGAGUGGGCAGCGGCGACAUCGGGAGGCACACACUUGGAGUGAAGGGGCGCAGAACGCGACAAUUACGGUCGCCAACGGGCUAUACGGGCAUCUACAUCGACUGGGAUAGAGACUUCGACAAUGCAGACGGGGACUUUGACGAGGGUACGGGUGGAGAAGAUUUCUGGGACUUCGGCACUUCGGGGAACUAUCCACUGCUAAAGGCUGAUUCCGACGGUGACGGUAUCGCCAACUGUCAGCCCAACGCCAACGAAUACGGCUACACCAACACUGACACUGACGCCAACGCCGACACAUACUGCAACCGCCACCUCCACGCCAACGAAUACGGCUACACCAACACCAACAGCUACGCCCACGCCCACACCGACUCAUACGCCCACGCCGACUGA
Molecule: messenger RNA, 1290 nt
Organism: Geodia barretti
Lineage: Eukaryota; Metazoa; Porifera; Demospongiae; Tetractinellida; Geodiidae
Source: the annotation of a GenBank genome assembly